AUGGAGAGGAGCCUGGUGCUGCAAAGUGAUGUUCCCCUUCAGGUGAACCGCAAACACUACCUGUCUCUGUGGAACAACGACGAUCCAGAGGGAAACAUCUGGACCUCAGGGUGCCCUCCAUCAGAGACAGUGCUGGACGGAAGAUCUUUAGAAAUCUGCCUGAACCCUCGCAACCCACCUUCAGUUAUCACUGUGGUCUCACCAAAAAGUGUUUUGCCUCAGUGGGGCCUGCCCGAGGUUUCCUACCAGUUUACCACUAGGUCUGAGGUGGACAAACUAACCAACAAUUCCACAUGUGAUGUAAUUGGUUUGGUAACAUUUGUCAGCCGUGUUGAAAGAGUCAAGUGUAAAGGGAACAAGGGUCCAGAAAAAUACUGGACGUAUCGCUGGAUCCAUGCAGUGGAUGGUACAUCUGACCAACCCUUUAUCCUGGAGCUUUUUUCCUCUUCGCAAGUAGAAGUCUUCAGCCGCAUUUGUCCGAUGACAUACCUGGUUUGCACUCAGAUGAGGGUUUGUCGGGUGGAAGGCUCAUUGCCGUACCUCACAAGCACAUGUGAGACUGAGACAUUAAUAACAGGAUAUCAUAAAGGUCAGCCGUAUGUGAAUGACCCCGGAGUGAAGAGCUUCAUCCAGUGGACCAAGACUCUGAAGGACAACGUUGUCCUACAAAAGACUGCUGUUGGUGGCCAUUAUUGCUACCCUCAUCCCCCCCAGAUAUGUAACCAGUCAAUGGCCGAUGCCUCAGCUCAAGUUCCACUGGUUUCUACGGCUGACUUGAAGAAGGAAUUGGAGACGCUGCAAUAUAGAGAACAUAAGAAACUUGCAAUUCAAGGACAGAUCACAGCAGUGCGGUACAUGAAAAACCCAAAGACCACUCAGUCACAGCCAUCAGGAGUGGUCUCCACUGAUGUGUGUGAACAGGCUGUACCCGCCCCACACAAUCACCCAUCAGCGGCUGAGCAGGCUUCAGCGGACACUUUAACAUCUUCCACUUCUGACAAAAGCUCAGCAAGCAGCAGGAAAAGAAGAAUUCAAAUGCGCAAAGCCGCGCAGUCCUCCCUGAACCGUGGCGGCACUCCAACUAAAAGAAGACUUAGACAUACAAACACUCAGGAAGAACAAGAGCAGGAGGAAGAUGAGAGCGAUUCUGCAGUUGAAGAAAUGCAACAUGUGGACCACAGCUUACAAUCACAGAAUCAAAAUCAAGACUCCAGCGUUUUAGCUUGGGAGAGCAGCAGCUGGCCGAAGCAACAAGAAGACGUGUCUGAACAUUUGUGUCAAGGUGGUCUGUACCAGGACAGCAUCUAUCGAAGGUUCACGUUUGAUGAGAAGAACGUUCUGCUGCAGUGGAGUAACCUGCAGCCAACACGGUGGACAGCAGAGCAAACUGCUGACUCCAUCCCACCUGCACUUUGUCCAGGGUACUACCAAGUAACAAUACUAGGCAUUAACAAGAAGAUUGCCUUUGAUGCUGCGUAUCUUCCUGUAGUGAGGUCCGAUGAUCCCCGUGCUGUAGGCCUUCCUCAGGAUCCCCACGGCAACACGAUGCUCUCCUGCCUCUCCUCGGGUUUCCUCUGCCCUCUGAGAGACGCAGCCAGUCACAGCGAAGCACCUCUUCCAGAGCCGGAGGAGAUCUUGGUGACUGCCAGUGAGCUGGAGGACACGCAUGUUGUGUGCGUCUUGGAUCUUUGUCAUCUGGGCGGAGAUGAGGUGGAAAUACUGAUCAGCAAGGUGUACAGAGUGACGGAGGUGUCUCUUGACUAAAAGCUACAUUAGAGCUAAAGAGUAUAUUGCAGCUGUUAGCAUUAAAGGUGGAGUACGCAAUUGUGUCGACAGAUUUUUUUUUAAAAUUUAGAUAAUUACCAUAUUUAGACUAAUGCAUCUCUUCCUCUCUCUCCCACUUCCCCAGUUCCCUACUAUGCAUGAGCAAGAAUAUGUACAAGACAUGUUGUGUAAAUCUGUUUCCCGUUAGUGCCACACAGUCAGACACAGUGCUGUGUAGAAUGGUCCGACUGCACCUCAUUAUCAUUCUGCCACAGAGGAGAAGAAAUUGUGUUUGUAAUUCUUUUAACCAACAGCUGGCGCUGUUGUAGGCAGGGUGGAUAGCACAAAAAAAAAGAUUCACUGUAAAAAUAACAAGCAGAGCUGAAUGACUGCAUGAUCAGAAUCCAUAGCAAAAUGUGACUUUUUCAGCAUGUAGGGAGGUAGACGGAGGCCGUUGUUGUUUUAGAACGGACAGCUAUUGAGUAUUCACUGAAUUUGACACAAAGUGUGUUGGGUUAAAAUCACAUAUUCCUUCUUUAAUCAGGUAAUUGAACAGAUCUUGUUUGUUUUGGAUAGUCAGCAAAAGAACCCUAAUGUACUCGCUCAGACUAAACCUUUGUGAUACUUGUAAAUUCUCUGACGAGCUGUUUAUUACGUACCCUAAAUGUCAUAAAAUUUGUAAGGAGUAUAUUUUUUAUGAUUAAAUUUCUGAAAUACAUAAAACCGCACUUUUUAUUGUCAACCAGCUUGGCUACAGAUAGAGCAUCUGUUGCACAUGCACACUACAAUUUGUAAGUUGUAUUAUUUCUGUGCUCAUGUCAAACCUUUUUCCCCUUGUCCAGUGGCCUGUUGGAUCUUUCUCACACAAAAAAACCCGAAAAUUUUUGCCCUAAAAGAGGCCGAUAAACACUACUGUUGGUGAAAAGCUUGCCCAGAAUAACCAUCCAUAUGUUUAAAAAUAUUUAUUUUCAAAUAUUUCACAAUAUCCAGGUUGAUUUAUAAAUAAUUCAAUAUAUCAGAAUUACUAUCAAGAUAUUUUAGAAUGUAAACUUAAUUUGUUAAUUUCUUUGAAAACAAUGUUAACAAUAUUUUAAAGCUUAUUUUGAUGGUAAAUACAGAAAGAAAACAAGCCAUACAAGUGACUGUGCAACACCAACUUGAACGCCAAAAAAGCCUCACCUCCUCUAAUAAGACACUUCAUUAUCUGUUACAAAAUUACUUUAAUUUUAAAAUCAUGUAACAUACAUAUAUAAUCUAUUAGACAUAUAAAAUAAACAACUAUGUAGCCUAAACUUCUUUUUUUUUUGUACAUUCUAUUAUACAAUAUAUUCAAUGUUUGUUUCUGCACUGAAACUGCAGAAAUGGCUGUAUACCAGGUUUGUUUUGUUCAUGUCCUGGCAAAUCUUACACAGAAAGCAUUGAUCUGACUGAACACCCUCACUCUUAGGGUGCCAGUCAUUAUUUUACAAAUCAGAAAAAAAACAAAAAAAACAAAUGUGAUUAAAUUCACAUACCUUCAAAAAACAGUGACACUCAAAAAUGAAAAAAAAACAUAAAGAAGAAAAGCAUUCUGAAGGUUGAAUGAAAAAAAAGAAAGAAUGUGCGGACUGUCGGUGGAGAGCGUUUAACUCAACUACAAAGAGAAACAGUACCGACCGAUGGAUUAUUUACAACAGUGAGGGGGAAAAAAAACACGAAAAAUCAUCUCACAUCCGAAGCAAAAUAAUUUAGGUGGAGCACAGUGGAAUUUAAUGAGCAGAAUUUCCCUCAACUACCUUUGCAAGGCAAAACAACAUGACAGUUAUUUUUGUAUACAGACAUGGACACAAAACGUCUCUGAAUGAUGCGUGAAGAUGGAAAAUAAAGUCGAUGAGGAAUUUCA
Acanthochromis polyacanthus (spiny chromis) is the source of this 3646-nucleotide messenger RNA. RefSeq names its product RPA1 related single stranded DNA binding protein (gene radx). The coding region runs from base 1 to 1764 and encodes 587 amino acids. Gene Ontology annotation, biological process: regulation of DNA repair. Gene Ontology annotation, molecular function: single-stranded DNA binding. NCBI's taxonomy places the organism in Eukaryota, Metazoa, Chordata, Actinopteri, Pomacentridae. The record is from RefSeq and is a predicted model, not a curated record. The transcript is spliced from 14 exons. Gene Ontology annotation, cellular component: replication fork.